This is a messenger RNA of Notodromas monacha, 609 nucleotides long. NCBI's taxonomy places the organism in Eukaryota, Metazoa, Arthropoda, Ostracoda, Podocopida, Cyprididae. The record is from the annotation of a GenBank genome assembly.
AUGCCUUUCUUGAAACCAUGUUCGCGCAGAAUUUUGUUAUUCACGUUCAGUGCAAUUGUUAUUGUGGUUGGUUCUGCGCCGCUGGAAAAUACCACUGAGGUCAUGGAUCCCGCAUUUGAAGGAGUUGGACACGAAGCAGGCUUGAAAGUCUGGAGAGUUGAGAACUUCGAGUUGGUUCCCUUUGACAAGGUUGGGCAGUUCUACACUGGUGACUCAUACGUCGUGCUUCACACCAAGGAAAACAAUGGAUCCUUCUCCUGGGAUAUUCAUUUCUGGCUGGGGAACGAAACGAGCCAAGAUGAGAUGGGCACGGCGGCCAUUAAAGCGGUCGAGUUGGACGACGUGCUGGGCGGCGUCCCGGUUCAGUACCGAGAAGUCCAGGGCGCGGAGUCCUCCAAAUUCCUCUCGUACUUCAAGAAAGGAAUCCGGUACUUGCCCGGCGGCAUCAAGUCGGGCUUCACGCACGUCGACCCCGAUGCCUUUGAGAAACGCUUAUUCCAUGUCAAGGGCCGUCGCAAUGUCCGUGUCAAGCAGGUGCGUCCAGGCUGUGAAAAUUUCAAGGGCAACUCAAUUCACGAAAUUCAGAGUCAAGAACCCGGGGAAAAAAGA